AUGGCUUUCGGACAAUCAGACAAUAAUGAGUUCUUCAAUUCUUGGGCAUUGUGGCAGAAAAUGACCUUUGUACUUGCUUGCGGAAUCGUGGUCACAAUAUUCCUGGGUCUCCUCAAGCUUUGGUACGACCGCAGCAAGAUUCGCAAGUACAGCAAGGUCGACAAGGGCAAGCAGGCCGCGACGCCGGAGAUGCUCGAGUCGCAGCCCGUGCAGCUGGUUCAAGCAGACGAGAUGAAGGACGAGAUCCCAUUCGGUGUCCGCGCCAUUGAGAGCGGAAUUGAGAUUGACGGUGUCUGGAUUUCGCGCUCCAACACACCCGUUGGCAGCAGCCGUGCUUCGAUCGUCUCCGAGAACAGGCUACCUCGCAGCUUUAACAACUCAGCUCUUGAACUCCCUCAGAUGUCGUACGCCUCGAGUCGUGGUAGCUCCGCCGCACCCAGCUCAUUCGACCGCGCCGUUUCUGCUGAGAGACUGCCCACCAACGACUCCCGCUCAGGAUCGCCGCCCAACCAGGGUCACCAGACUCGCCCUGGACCUUCGUCUUCUCGCUACAGCCAGUCUAACUUUGGCCGCAACUCUACCACUCCGGCGAACCUCGAGCAAGGCCGCUCAGGACCUCCUUCUCCCCGCAAUGGCCAAUUCGGCGAGUCCAGCGGCUCUUCGAAGAAGUCCAGCCGCCGCACCAGCGACGAGUCUGAUUACAUGGCCGUUGGUCAAGACGUGCGAGCAUACGAGACAGCAUACAUGAGGCCUUCAUCCGGCCUGAGUCCCAUUGACCCCCGCACCGACCUCGACCUCCUCCAGACCCACCGCAUGUCCCACGUCGCUGAGACUGGACAGCUCACACCGCGAGUCCGCAAACCAGGUAAUAGCGGCGAGUGGGCCAGCGUUGCGGACAACCAGGUUGCUACGCACAAUGGUGUUAACUAUUUCAUGCCUCAGAAGACUCCUUCUCCUCCUCUGCCUCCUAUCGUCGACCCGCAAGAAGAAGCCGCCGGCUACGCAUCCAGCCAUGUCCCCGCCUCGCAACCUCAGGAACAGAAUCAGUACCGGAUUAGCCAACAGGGUGUCCCCCUUCAGGAGUCGUAUGCACCGAACGCUCCCUACUACCCCGACACAUACCAAGUCCGCGGUCCCCAGCACCAGCCAUCCUACGACGAGGUCCCGUACGAAGUUCAGACAAUGCAAAACAACCAGCGCCCCGAUUCUCAGGUACUCCGCAGCGUCAACUCUGGCUUUCAAGUGCUGAAGCCAGGCACAUUUGCCCCCCCAGCCCCCGAAGAGAUGGAGAUGACCGACAAGGGCGAGAGGAGACAGUCCACAGGAAGGAAGCUCCAGAAGAAACGCCGCUCGUCUGGAGAAUCAAGGAAGUCUGCUUUCACCGAGCAGGUCUAA
Molecule: messenger RNA, 1395 nt
Organism: Didymella exigua CBS 183.55
Lineage: Eukaryota; Fungi; Ascomycota; Dothideomycetes; Pleosporales; Didymellaceae
Exons: 3
Coding region: 1-1395 (464 amino acids)
Source: RefSeq, a predicted model, not a curated record